This is a messenger RNA of Ectocarpus siliculosus, 772 nucleotides long. Lineage: Eukaryota; Phaeophyceae; Ectocarpales; Ectocarpaceae. The record is from the annotation of a GenBank genome assembly.
AUGUGGCUGACCAUCCUCACCGGGCACUUACUUGCCCUGUUUGUUCUAUACCCUACGACUGUCCGCCCUUGUACCAAAAGGCAUGCAGGCGCCCAGUUCGUUGAGGGCGUGCUGGAAGACAGCGGCCUGAACAUGCCGCUGGUGUUGCUCAACGACGGGUAUGGGAGCGAAUCGUUCAAGCAGGUGGACGAGAUCCGCCGGUUCGUUGGCCGGUCGGAACGCGCCCGGUUAGACCCCCUUGCCUCUCCUCGAACGUUCGCCGAGCUCAGAUCUUUCGCGGCCAAGCUGGCCGAUCCGGCUUCUCGCCUGCGUACCUUGCGAGAGGAGGUCGAGCAGAUGGAGGCGUCGCUGUGGCACCGCAGCCUGUGGAUGGCAUGCCACGUGGUGCCACUGGCGUACAUUUCGGUGUCCUCGCCGGGGGCGGGGUGUAUAUGGACGGGGCCGUACGUCAAGCGGGAGCAGGAGGCCUGCGCCAGGCUGAGGAAGGAGCUCAACGAUAAGAAAGAGGAGAUCGAGCUCGACAUUGUCGACGAACAGGAGUUGUGCGCUGCCCAGGGUGUCUCGGCAUUCCUCGACUACAUGUGCGCCUAGCAAUGGCGUCUAUUGCAGCCACCGCGGAGUGUGCCGCGGUAGGCGUGAGUCUUGACUGCGGGUGCUCCUGGCUGCUGUUGAGCAUCUCCGCUCUCAGGUAUCAGUAGGUUGGACUGCCGACAGGGCAUGCUUAGUAGAAAGAACAGUUGAGGAACUGGACGUUCGGAUGCGUGUGCGAUGU